Messenger RNA from Onychostoma macrolepis, 2571 nucleotides. It is a transcript of the gene rell2, whose product is annotated as RELT like 2. The record is from RefSeq and is a predicted model, not a curated record. Gene Ontology annotation, biological process: positive regulation of cell-substrate adhesion; positive regulation of p38MAPK cascade. NCBI's taxonomy places the organism in Eukaryota, Metazoa, Chordata, Actinopteri, Cypriniformes, Cyprinidae. The transcript is spliced from 5 exons. The coding region runs from base 551 to 1720 and encodes 389 amino acids.
UUUACAGAGAUCUUGACCAGCUUAUUACAUGAGGUCUGAGUCUGCUUACUCUCCUCGAGCUGGUUUUGUCGCCUGCAGCUUAUUAUUGAAGGCAUGAAGACUUCAUCUGAUUAUUACAACAAUACAUUGUAAAAAAAAAAUUUUUUUUAAAAACGCUAUGCAGGUAAACCUGACUUCAAUCUUGAACUUAGUUUUUAUAUUUCCAAAAAAGCACUGUACUGUAAGUUGGCAGUUGUUGAUGAAUCGUGAAUCAUUUGAAGUGCUGUGCAGUGUGUGUGUGUGUGUGUGUGUGUGUGUGUGUGUGCGUGCGUCCGUCAGAGGGUGUGGGUCGAGAUCCUCUUAACACGUGCCUGCACAGAAAGAUAACGCUGCUCGUUUACAUGAAAUAAACCCUGAUGGAGCUCAGCGACUGAUUAUCUACAGGAGCCAAGAGAGUCUGAUGGCGUGACAGAGACGAGCUGCUGAGCGCUGGAGAGAAAGCAGCUUUAGGUCGUGUGCUCAUUACCCUUCUGCCCCGUUUGCAGCAGCCGGCUGUGUGAAGAAGACCGUGAUGACAGACCAGGAGACGCUCAGCGUGGACGAUCCACCUCCAGCAUACAUCAUCUUCCUCCUGGUGUUCCUCUUCUUCAUCACGGGCCUUCUGGGAUUCCUGAUCUGUCACUGUCUGAAGAAGAAGGGCUACCGCUGCAAGCUGGAGGAGGAUGAAGAAGACUGUGAAGACAAACUGGGGGCAGAGCAAGAUGAUGCAUCAGAAGACAGUCAAGACACCGUGGAACAAAUCCUGAAAUGCAUCAUUGAGAAUGAAGCCAAUAUGGAGGCUUUCAAAGACAUGGUGGUUGGCCAAAAUGUUUGUGAACAUCACGAUCCACGCUUGCGUCACAAAGAUAGCGUCGGUGGUCUUCCCCUUCACCAUCACACCGUUCAUCUGGGAGGCGAGAUCAGCUCGUGUGUUCACUGUAUGCAGAAUCGCGUGUUAAAAUCGCGCCGCAGGAGCCGCAUGUCUCGAAGCAGAGCCCGGCCGGGAGAGCAGACCGUGCUUUCUGUGGGCAGAUUUCGUGUCACUCACAUGGAGAAGAGAAACAGCCUGCAGGGUUCGAUGAAUAUUCCUACACCAAAGCCUGGAAACACAUCGAAUGACACGACACUCUCAGACAGCAGGACGGACUUUAAAGACACUUCCAAAAAACCUCAGGAGGAAUACAACAUCCGCAACAUGUUCAAAGAACCUGGAGCAGUGAACGGCAAAGUCCCGAACCUCAGCAAACGCAAGAAAAGUGUGACACUGCUGGGCUUCUAUAAGGCUAGUAAUGCUGUGGAGACUAAAGCAGGACAGGAGGUGUUUGUGGAGGACAAGGAUGAGUCGAGCACUGCCGAUCAGUUAUCUGAAUGCUGGAGCUCCGGCGCGGUGUCUCCCACAGAUCCCACCAAAACCGCUUUAGAUGAAAACUCAAAUAAAGCCUCCGGGAGUCAAUUACAGGAGACUUUGAGAGAGAGCAGCCCAGAGAACCAGAAGAUUGAUGAAGCCACUUUAAAUGAGAAACCACAGGACAAAAUAAGUGCAAACACAACAGGGAUUGUUGGUGAUGGUUCUAAUGGUUGCUCUAGGUUUUCUGUGGUACGGACUGUUGAAGAGACUAUCAUCACACCCGCAGCUAACACUGACAAAAGAGAUGAUACACCAACACAUGAUGAACCUAAGACUGGACAAGUUAGUCAGUAGAGUAUAGACAAUCAGCAAUAGACCCACAAACAUAACAUCAUAAGAUGAUCAAAUUGGUGUAUUUUGAGAAUGAGACUCAGAUGGAAAACUUAUCAUUUGCCACAACACUGCUUUUACCAGUAGUACACUUUAUAUGUGAAUUAAUUGCAUAUUAAAUCUAUAUAUGAAGGGCCCAAUUGAUAAAGCAAUAUAUUCAAAUAGCCUAUAUUGACAAUUUGGUGGUUUUCUGUUCACAUCUUUACAAAGCAGCUUCAACACAACUGAGUACAGUGAGUACAGCGGCUCCCUCCACACAGGUCAGGUCUCUCCAAACCGGCUGAUGAUACCCAUGCUGAAACAGGGUCAGAUCGUACUAUGUGAGGUUGUGGCUGUUAAAAGAAUGAGACAAACAACAGAGAUAAAGAUACAAAUUAUGUAUUUACAAUAUCCUCAUGCAACUUUAAAACAACAUAGUAAAGACAGGAAAAAAUUAAAGUAAAAGAGUCCAUUAAAGAGCUGUUAAUGUAAAGAGUCCAUUGCACCACCCCCUAAAGCAGCCCUAAAGGAUCCUAGUGUGUUGGAAGUGUAUAUACAGUCUAAUAAAAUAAUAAUCCAGAUCCUUGAUGCUUGAGCACUGUAAAACAUAUAUUUUUUAAAGAUGUAAAUAAACAAAUAUUACUUUUACAAGAAAGUAUAUUAGUCUUGGUACUUUACAAUGUCAUGUUUAAUUCAAUGUUAUUUGCAAUUUCUUUGUAAUUUGUUACAUUUAUUAGCAGUUUUGCAGUGACAAUUGUUCCACUUCCAUAUAUUACUGUGUCUGGGGUUGUGGAGUUUUGUCGGACAAGGAGUUGUGUAGCAUGUUCCAAUAAAAA